This is a messenger RNA of Fukomys damarensis (Damara mole-rat), 2458 nucleotides long. Its product is annotated as zinc finger protein 709-like. The record is from RefSeq and is a predicted model, not a curated record. Gene Ontology annotation, biological process: regulation of DNA-templated transcription. Lineage: Eukaryota; Metazoa; Chordata; Mammalia; Rodentia; Bathyergidae. The transcript has 4 exons.
GCCAAAGUACCUUCCUUAGCACUGUUCCACGUGUGGAGUGCUGCUCCACCUCCUUCUGUGACUUCUACUGGCUGCAGCCUACACAGGAGUGACUCGGGAGACCCAAAAGCCACGCAAUGGAGGCAGUGAGUUUUGAGGAUGUGGCUGUGCACUUCACCAUGGAGGAGUGGGCUUCAUUGAAUCCAUCCCAAAAGAAGCUCUACAGAGAUGUGACAGCGGAAACCCUUAGGAACCUGGCUGCUGUAGGAAACACCUUGGAUAACCAGGAAGUUGAAGAAGAAUACAAAAAUUACUGGAGAAACCUAAGAAACAAAGAGGUAGUGGAAUACUAUCAUUGUAAAUCUUGGAAUCAACAUGAAGAAGUAUUCCUUUGUAAUCCACGUACUAAUUUGGAUGUUAAACAAGCUGACUUAACACCAGCUGAAAGCCUUGCUUGUAGGCAGGCUCUGAUUGGGCCUUUGUCACUAACAGUGCCUAUCAUUGCUCACACUGCACUGAAGCCACAUAAACACUUGGGAUCUGAAGAGAAGGUAUAUAAAGGUAAUCAACAUACAAGACACUCCAGUGAUUUACAGUCCCUUCAAAAGCAUGCAAGAUCACAGGAUGGAGAGAAACCCUGUGAAUGUGAUCAGUGUGGGAAAUCCUACUCUGAUCUUAGUGAAAGAACUCAAGUGAAAGAUAAAGGUUCUGUAUGUAAGAAAAAUUUGAAAUCCUCCAGCACAGACAGUGAUGUUCAGAUCCAUGAAAGAAAUCACAGUGGGGAAAAACUCUAUGUAUGUGAGCACUGUGGGAAAGCUUUCAGUACGUGUAGUGCUUGUCAAAGACAUGAAAGAAUUCACACUGGGGAGAAACCCUAUGUAUGUAAGCACUGUGGGAAAGCUUUCAGCACACAUGAUAGUUGCAAAGUACAUGAAAGAGUUCACACUGGGGAGAAACCCUAUGUAUGUAAUCAAUGUGGGAAAGCUUUCAGGAGACAGGGCGAUUGUAAAGUACAUGAAAGGCUUCACACUGGCGAGAAACCCUAUGUAUGUAAGCAAUGUGGGAAAGCUUUCAGCAGACAUGUUUAUUGCCAAAGCCAUGAAAGAAUUCACACUGGGGAGAAACCCUAUGUAUGUAAGCACUGUGGGAAAGCUUUCAGGACACAGAGUGAUUGUAAAGUACACGAAAGGCUUCACACUGGGGAGAAACCCUAUCUAUGUAAGCACUGUGGGGUAGCUUUCAGGACACAGAAUAUUUUUAAAGUACAUGAAAGGACUCACACUGGGGAGAAACCCUAUGUAUGUGAGCACUGUGGGAAAGCUUUCAGCACUCGUAGGAAAUGUCAAAUCCAUGAAAGAAUUCACACUGCAGAGAAACCCUGUGUAUGUGAGCACUGUGGGAAAGCUUUCAGAACAUGGAGGAAUUGUAAAAGCCAUGAAAGAAUUCACACUGGGGAGAAACCAUAUGUAUGUGAGCACUGUGGGAAAGCUUUCAGGACACGGAGUUAUUGUAAAAUACAUGAAAGAAUUCACACUGGGGAGAAACCCUAUGUGUGUAAACAAUGUGGGAAAGCUUUCAGGAGUCAGAGUUAUUCUAAAGUACAUGAAAGGCUUCACACUGGGGAGAAACCCUAUGUAUGUAAGCAUUGUGGGAAAGCUUUCAGGACAAAGAGUAAUUGUAAAGUACAUGAAAGGAUUCAUACUGGGGAAAAACCCUAAAUAUGUAAGCACUGUGGGAAAGCUUUCAGGACACAGAGUGAAUGAAAAGUGCAUGUAAAGUGCAUGAAAGAAUUCACACUGGGGAGAGACUGUACGUAUGUAAGCAAUGUGGGAAAGCUUUCAGGACACAGUAUUUAUAAAGUACAUGAAAGGACUCACACUGGGCAGAAAUCCUACAUAUGUAGGCAAUGUGGGAAAGCUUUCAGCAUAUGCAAUAGUUUCCAAAUGCAUGAAGGCUUCACAAUGGAGAGAAACUGUAUGUAUAUAAGCAAUGUGGGAAAACUGAGCACACAUAGUGCUUGUCAAAGACAUAAUAAACUUUACACUGGGGAAAAGUCACAGUGGGGUAAACUGUAUAGAAGCUCUGUAGGAAAGCUUUCAGCACACAUUGAUAUUGUAAAAUGAAUGAAAGUUCACACCGGAGAGAAAUCCUAUAUGUAAGCAAGGCAGAAAAGUUUUCAGCACACAUGAAAGAUGAAAAAACUCACUGAAGAAACUAAAGGAAAGCUUUCAGCAGGUGUAGUACAUGUAAAAUAUGUGAAAGAGCUCACUGGAUAUUAAUCCUGUGCAUGUAAGCAGUGUGUAAAGACAGCACAGAUGAUUGUCAAGUAUAUGAAAACUCAUGAGUUAGAAAUCAUGCGCAUGAGUAAUGUGGGAAAGAUGUCAGUCCAUACAUAUUUUUAAAUGCAUGAAAGCCUCACUGGGGGGAAACCUUUUGUAUGUAAGCCAAUUUUGAAGAUCCUGUGAAAAUUUGUCAUGUA